GGUCAAUGUUUGCACAGCCCGUGUGACUUCUCCAUUGUAGUACUGGAGCUCACGCCAUGAAGACUCUCCUACUUUUCGCCGCCGUCUGCGUAACUGUGGCCUACAGCCAAGUGCUGGAGCCAUGCUCGCCACCGCCCCUCUGGGAGGCCCGAGUCUCAAGGAUUGACCCAGAGAAGCGGUUCUCCGAGCGCGCCCGGAUGUCCUACGAUGCCACCAACCGGCGUGUCCGCAGGAUCGAGGAGGUGAACCUUCUUGAGCAGAGGGACUUCUACGACGUGCUGUACAUUCACAACACCGAACCUGGCACCGAGUACCGUCUUAACCUGAAGACGAAGGAGUGUGAGAAGAGGGAGCUUUCCGAGCCUUGGCGUAACUUCCAAGUCCCUCCCAACUCCACCUUCCUGGGCGAGGGUUACAUCGGGACCGGCGCGGUACCCGGCGCAGGCGUCCUGACGGAGCUCUGGUCAAAUACGUUUGAGAGCGGAGACAAGUACUUCGGUGUUUACACCGUCGUGGGAUGCCUCCCUAUCCAAGAGGAAUUCUACAGCAACCGCACUGGCCUCGUCUCCACAUUCUUCUUUGACGUGACAGGCGGUAUCUCCGACCCUAACGUGUUCAUCCCACCCAGAGAAUGCAUGUAGUUACUGCCGGUGUCACCUGGAACUGAAGUCGCGCAGGCUUCGCAAUUAAAAUACAGAAUAAAUUUGCAAUAAAAGCUUUCAGAAGAAAGUCGUACAACAUGGCGUGUAUUCUUGUAAUUUGUACUUAGGUUGCAAGACCUUAACGAUAACGAGAGUUUGUACGUUUGGUACAGUUUGUCCUGUAAGCGUUUAUUCUGAUUUCAUGUAACACGUCUCUGUAUACGGUUGUCGUUCUCUCGCCGCUGGCCUCAGUAUUGGCAAAUAUAUUGUAUUGUCAUCUUACUGCAGUGAUGGCAACCGGUAACUGAAUUGAGUUGUAUUAAAACUUUUCUGGUGCUGAGUUUAA
This is a messenger RNA of Branchiostoma belcheri (Belcher's lancelet), 987 nucleotides long. RefSeq names its product mammalian ependymin-related protein 1-like. The transcript is spliced from 6 exons. Gene Ontology annotation, cellular component: lysosome; extracellular region. Gene Ontology annotation, molecular function: calcium ion binding. The record is from RefSeq and is a predicted model, not a curated record. Gene Ontology annotation, biological process: cell-matrix adhesion. Lineage: Eukaryota; Metazoa; Chordata; Leptocardii; Amphioxiformes; Branchiostomatidae. Bases 57 to 641 code for a protein of 194 amino acids.